Molecule: messenger RNA, 1902 nt
Organism: Bubalus bubalis (water buffalo)
Lineage: Eukaryota; Metazoa; Chordata; Mammalia; Artiodactyla; Bovidae
Gene: MUC21
Product: mucin 21, cell surface associated
Exons: 3
Coding region: 332-1678 (448 amino acids)
Source: RefSeq, a predicted model, not a curated record
UCAUAGUUGGUUGAAAAACAGGUCAAUUUCCCGACUCCUCCCCAACCUAUAUGAAGCUAUAAAGGCCCCUGCAGCUUAUCCAUGAUAAAGAAAGAGGCAACAACAUCGGGUGAAGAAAGCUUAAGUAGCCCAGGGAUCUCAUCUCCCACCAUUCAAGCUCAAGAUUCUUUCCAAGAACAUAUACUUAGGAGACCUAAGCUCUUGGAAGCUCCAGGCUUUAUCUCUUCACCUUGAACUCUCCUUUCUCAAGAUACUGUUCUUUGUCUUCUAGGUCUUGGCCACAUCUGGGAUCCAAGCACCUUGUUUACCAGCCACGAAGAGGAAGAUCAAGAUGCAGAAAAGAAACAUUUGCCUUAAGUAUUGCUUACUGUUGCAUCUCCUACUAUUACAACAUGGCGGAACCUCCAGUAAUACUAGCACAGCUGUCAACAGUGAGUCCAGACCAACUUCCAGUGAACCCGAUACAGCCACCACUGGAUCCACUGCAACCUCCAGUGAGACUAGUAUAGCCUCGAACACUGCAUCCAGCAUGACCCAUGGUAGUCCUAGCACAGCCACUAAUGCUGGAUCCCAAGGGUCCUCCAGUGGAUCCAGCACCACCUCCAGUAUUGAAUCCAGUGUGACCUCUGAAGAGUCCAGCACAACCUCUGAUACUGGAUCCAGUGUGACCUCUGAAGAGUCCAGCACAACCUCUGAUACUGGAUCCAGUGUGACCUCUGGAGAGUCCAGCACAACCUCUGACACUGGAUCCAGUAUGACCUCUGUAGAGUCCAGCACAACCUCUGACACUGGAUCCAGUGUGACCUCUGUAGAGUCCAGCACAACCUCUGACACUGGAUCCAGCGUGACCUCUGGAGGGGCCAGCACAGCCUCUGACACUGGAUCCAGUAUGACUUCUGGAGGGGCCAGCACAACCUCCAGUACUGGAUCCAGUGGAACCUCUGGAGGGGCCAGCACAACCUCCAGUACUGGAUCCAGUGGGACCUCUGGAGGGUCCAACACAACCUCUGAUACUGGAUCCAGUGGGACCUCUGGAAGGGCCAGCACAACCUCCAGUACUGGAUCCACUGGGACCUCUGGAGGGACCAGCACAACCUCUGAUUCUGGAUCCAGUGGGACCUCUGGAAGGGCCAGCACAACCUCCAGUACUGGAUCCACUGGGACCUCUGGAGGGACCAGCACAACCUCUGAUUCUGGAUCCAGUGGGACCUCUGGAGGGUCCAGCACAACUUCUGAUACUAGGUCCAGCACAGCCUCCAGUGGGACCAGCACGGCCUCCAAAACUGGAUCCAGUGCAACCACAGGAGGCUCUGAUACAUCUUUUCCAACUGGAACACACACAACUUCUAACAAAAGUAGCACAAGUGCUGGAACUCCAGUGGAGGAUGUGAAGCCCAGUGGGUCCCUGAAGCCAUGGGAAAUCUUCCUCAUCACUCUGGUCUCAGUUGUAGUGGUCGUGGGAUUCUUUGUUGGGCUCUUCUUCUGCGUGAGAAACUCCCUGUCCCUGAGAAAUGUCCUUGACACAGCUGUCUACCGCCCCCAUGGCCCCAACCUCGGCCGGGGCCCUGGAGGGAAUCACGGAGCCCAUCACAGGCCUGGGCGGAGUCCUGCCAGGUCCUGGAACAGACCCAUAUCCUCAGUAACCAUGGAGAUGAGAGAAAGUCACAGUGGGUUCUGAGCGGCUGCUGAAGCCACGGAGCCACAUUCCUCAGAGAGAAAGCCAGCCUGGGGGACCCGAGAUCUGAGUGUUCUUUCAUUCAUCCCCAGGAGCCCCCUCUCAGCUUCAUUUGGGUCUCUGCAGGCUUGAGGAAGACACUUUCUCUUUCUCUCUUGCUUUUACCAGAUGUUGGGAAGAGACUCUGUUGGUCUUUAAGCUAUGAAAUAAACACAUGAAAUUAAAUC